Xenopus tropicalis (tropical clawed frog) is the source of this 4578-nucleotide messenger RNA. RefSeq names its product alpha-2-macroglobulin like 3b gene 4 (gene a2ml3b.4). Lineage: Eukaryota; Metazoa; Chordata; Amphibia; Anura; Pipidae. Gene Ontology annotation, molecular function: endopeptidase inhibitor activity. The record is from RefSeq and is a predicted model, not a curated record. The coding region runs from base 27 to 4376 and encodes 1449 amino acids. Gene Ontology annotation, cellular component: extracellular region. The transcript has 35 exons.
AGACAGACAGACUGAGGACGUGCAACAUGGUGCUGCUCAGGGCCCUGGGCUUGGCGCUGGCCCUACUGCAUCUCUCUGGGACAUUGGAGGCAAAGCUGCAUUAUGCGGUGAUCUUCCCCUCGGAGUUGGUGGCCCCCCAUUCUGAACAAGCCUGUGUGCACCUCAGUGGGGCGGAGGGAGACAGCCGGAUACAGGUUACCUUGAACAUGGCCGAACGGAACUCAACGGUGAUAGAGAGGAACCUCCGGCAGAAAUCCCUCUUCAGCUGUGUUACAUUCCAGGUGCCUCCACCCACUCAAGGGAAUGAAGAAGUGGCCACCAUGGAAAUUCUCAUUGAGAGCGCAGGGGAGACCGUAACCAACAGCAGCAAAGUUCUAGUGAAGAGGAGAAGAACCAGCACUUUCAUUCAGACGGACAAAGCUGUAUAUAAACCAGGGGACACAGUGCAAAUACGAGUUGUAAAUCUUGAAGAAAAUCUACAACUGAAAGAAACUCAGGUAAGUGUCUGUUCCCUUCAGGAUCCAAGGUGGAACCAUAUUACCCAGUGGCUGAAUGUGACUGUCACACAGGGAAUCGCUGAGCUCUCGUUGCCGCUGUCCCCGGAGCCUUUGUUUGGUCAAUAUGCCAUUCGUGUUGGGCACACUGUGCACUUCUUUAAUGUGGCAGGAUACGCCCUUCCCAAAUUUGAGGUCGUCUUUCAGUUCCCCAAGGCUGUUUUAUCCAACAGUGAACAAUUCCAGCUGAAAAUAUGCGGCAGGUACCCAUAUGGCCAACCCGUGCAAGGAACAUAUCAGGCUACGGUGUGUCGCUGGGCCUUUUUAGUCUACUGGUCGGGACAUUUUCAAAAUUUUUCGGACCUGUGUGUUGAUUUCAGUGGAAAGUUGGAACAGUCUGGGUGUUCCAUAUUGCAAAUCAAGUCUGAUACCUUUAGAAUUGCCUACAACACUCAUGAAAUGUAUCUAGAGGGAGUAGCAACCAUUACAGAGGAAGGAACAGGGAUGAAAUAUUCUGGAAGAGAUGGAACCACCAUUUUAUCCACGCUAAAAAGUUGCCGUUUCCUGGAUGCUGACAGUAACUACAAGCCGGGGAUCCCAUACAGAGGGACAAUAAAGGUGAUGGACGGCAAUGAUGAUCCCCUUCCAAACCAAAAAGUCUCCCUAACCAUCAAUCCUAUGAAUAUAACGGAGAACUUGGUAUCGGAUGAGAAUGGACUUGUUUCCUUCCAGUUGGACAACACGACCGCAUGGGAGGGAAAGCUGCGCCUUACGGCGAGUCCAGAAAUGGAAAACACUGUUGAUUGGUAUUCCGGGCUCAUUAUACCUGUUUUAGGGAAAGACUCUCUGGAACUCACACCCUUUGAAUCCCCCAGCAAGAGUUUCCUGAAACUGCACUCCCAGCAGGGGGAGCUCCCAUGUGAGGGGCAACGAGAUGUCCGAGUGGAAUAUAUUAUCCCAAACUCUGCCCUGGGGAUGGAGGCCAAGCACAUGGAGCUGCACUACCUGGUUGUUUCUAAAGAAUCUAUAAAGGACUCGGGAUCAGUGGAAGUGCCCAUUACUAGUGAAGUAGGAGGAUCUUCAGUAAGGGGUGAGGUGAGGGGUGAGGUCUCCAUCAAACUCACACUCAGUGCCGACGUCUCUCCGACUCUCCGCGCUCUCGCCUUCAUUUCCCUCCCUAAUGGGGAAUUAGUGGCCGAUUCUGCAACAUUCAAACUGCAAAGGUGCUUCAAGAACAAAGUAUCAGUUGGCUUCUCCCCAGAUGAAGUUCUCCCAGGAGCUGAUGUUUCCCUACAAGUCCAGGCAGCCGCCGGGUCCCUGUGUGGCCUGAGAGUGGUGGAUAAGACUGUUGAGCCUGAGGUGGAUGUGACGGCUGAUAGGAUUGAGAAGCUCUUCCCCUACUUUACUGGAACAUAUGAUUAUCGGAUCAAAGACGCUGAUGUUAAUUGUCCAUUAAAUCAAAAAUAUCGCGUUGAUGUCUACAGCCUGUUUAAGGAUAUGCGCCUGAAAAUUGUCACCAACGCCUAUAAUAAGAGGCCCUCGGGGUGCUGGGAAAAGGAUGUAGAAGAAAUGUUGUACGUUCCCACUGAAAUACAGUUAUCAUAUUUGAAAGCAUUGGCCCAACUAUUCGGAGUCAAUCCAGACUGGACAGUUGAAUUACCCACCCAUAUUGAACCUACACCAAAAUUUAGAAGAGUAGAAGAUUUUUCAGUAAUUUCAAUGUCAAACGAUUUCAGAGACAAAAAUGAAAUCACUAAAGGAGCUGCUGAAAUAAUCCCGGUGUCUUUGCCAGAGACCUGGAUCUGGGAGCUAGCGGCCGUGGGUGAGUCGGGUAGAGCCGAGGUCCAUGGCUCAGCCCCAGACACCAUCACCGAGUGGAAUGCAGGAGCUUUCUGUAUGGGACCCAGUGGGUUUGGCAUCUCCCCACCAACCUCCCUUCGAGCCUUCCAGCCAUUCUUUGUGGAGCUCACUCUGCCGUACUCUGUGGUGCGAGGGGAGUCAUUCACUCUCAAGGCUUCUGUGUUUAACUACCUCAAGCACUGUAUAAAGGUUCAGACCAUCCUGCUGCCUUCACAAGAGUUAGAGCUGGAACCAUGUGCCGACUGUCAGUAUAGCAGCUGUCUCUGUGCAGAGGAAAGCAAGACCUUCUACUGGAACCUUAAAGCCUCCAACCUGGGAGAGGUGAACGUCACGGUGAGGACGGAGGCUCUGAACACUCAGGACAUGUGCAAUAAUGAGAUUCCUAUUGUGCCCAAGCAGGGUCACUCCGACACUGUGAUUAAGCCACUGCUGGUGCAGCCAGGGGGAAUUCUAGUAGAAAAGUCUCACAACUCUCUGAUCUGCAGACAAAAUGCAAAAGCCCAUUCAAAAAAAGAGAAGAUAUCCCUGAAAGUUCCUGAAAAUGUUCUGAAGGGUUCUGAGAGAGCUUACAUAACAGUGCUAGGAGACCUGAUGGGAACAGCCAUGCAGAACCUGGACUGGCUCCUGCCCAUGCCAUUUGGAAAUGCGGAGCAGAAAAUGAUUCUUUUUGCCCCCAGUAUCUACAUUCUACAGUAUCUGGAAAACACUCUCCAACUGAGCCCUGAGAUCCAGAGCAAAGCCAAACGAUUGCUUACGGAUGGGUACCAAAGACAACUGCCAUACAAAGUAUAUGAUCGAUACUACUAUUUAUUUAGGUCACAGUCACAGGAAAACUCAUGGUCCAUAGAAAACUCUUCGAUGGCGCAUCUGUGUUCUCCAGCCAUCCUAUAUAAUAGAAACAUAGGGGGAGUAGAAGAUGAUGAACUAUCACUCUCUGCUUACGUCACCGUAGCUCUAAUGGACGCCGGUAUGCCGCAAACGGACACUAUACUCAGGCACGCUCUAUACUGUCUCAGGGAGGCUGCCAAAAACGUGAGCAGUGCCUACACCCAGGCUCUACUGGCCUACACUUUCUCUCUGAGUGGAGAUAAUAAAUUCAGGGAGAUGCUGCUGGCUAAACUGGAGGAGAAGGCCAUAAGGAAAGAUGGACAGUUACACUGGGAGCAGAUACCUGCCUUUGAGGCCUUCAACCUCUCAUCCUGGCACCGCGCUCCCUCAGCUGAAGUGGAGUUAGCCUCCUACGUGCUGCUGGCCCUUCGCUCAGAAACUAAGAAGGACCAGAGAAAAGCUUCUGAGAUAGUCAACUGGCUGAGCAAGCAGCAAAAUCCUUAUGGGGGGUUCUACUCUACUCAGGACACAGUUGUAGCGCUACAGGCUCUUGCUGAGUAUGCCGAGGCCACAUUCUCUGACAAGGGAGAUGUCACAGUCACAGUCACUUCCAAGACUGGGUUCCAUCAACAGUUCCAUGUGGAUCAGACUAACCGGCUCCUGCUACAGAAAGCCUCACUGCCAGAUAUCCCUGGGGAGUACUCUCUGUCAGCCACUGGGAGCGGCUGUGUGUAUGUACAGACUGUCCUGAGAUACAACAUUCCCCCACCUAGAAGUGACGCCACCUUCUCAGUACGAGUGGAGACCCAACCAAAGCAAUGUCCCCAGGAGCCAAUGAAACAGAUGGGCAUAGACAUUUACAUUCAAUACACAGGGUCUCGGGAGGAAUCCAACUUGGCUCUGGUUGAGGUCAAGAUGCUCUCAGGCUUUAUACCCGCGUGGAGCACAACGCAUCAGCUAGUGAGCAGCAAUACGAUAAAGCACAUUGAGACCCAAAAUGAUGUCCUGGCGUUAUACCUGAAUGAGUUAGGACAUGAUCCAGUUCAUCUCUCCUUCAUGGUGGAACAAGACAUUGUGGUGAAGAACCUAAAGCCGGCCACAGUGAAGGUCUAUGAUUAUUAUGAGCCAACGGAACAUGCAGUUACCGAGUACAACUCCCCCUGCAGCUCGGGUAAGAACCCAGUACAGGUCUGAGUUCAUACAUUUCCCCCUACAGCUCAGCGCCCCUCUUGGCUAUUCCGUGAUAUUGCUCAUUUGGGCCAAAUUUCAUUUACUGAGAAAAUCUUGUCACCUGAUCCCACAGUCAAAGACGGAUCUCAUGAGAUUAACAUGUAGAGUUCCAGAAUGCCUGAUGAUGUCCCGGAUGGGUAGAGGCUUUCCACUGACAUCAUCAACA